Messenger RNA from Penicillium concentricum, 783 nucleotides. RefSeq lists its product as uncharacterized. The transcript has a single exon. The coding region runs from base 1 to 783 and encodes 260 amino acids. Lineage: Eukaryota; Fungi; Ascomycota; Eurotiomycetes; Eurotiales; Aspergillaceae. The record is from RefSeq and is a predicted model, not a curated record.
AUGGCGUCUUCAAGGCAGCCAUAUGUUCCCCCCAUUCCAAUCACCACUCCAGACACAUCCCCAGCAACUUCCACCCCAGCACGACGAUACGGCAGAAUCCAAGACUCAGGAGCUAUCCGACAACGAUGGCUUGAAGACCCCACAGACAGCACCUGCAAAAUCCAACCUAGUACCCUAACCGUCGACGACCUCAUAACAGCACACUGGUGCAUCCGUACUAUCAAGGGUAACAUCCCAUUCCAAGUUUCUCACAACGCCUUCGCUCUAGGAUAUGCCGAUGAAGCAAUCUACAACGAGACAUUGGCACAAAGUUAUGCUAAGGGCAAUUUCGGGGCCGCUGGAUGCGAGAACGUCUACGACAUCGUAGUUGGAAAGGGACUGGUCAUCGCCGAGGGGAUAUUCAGAAUCGACGGGCCACAAUUUUCACAGAUUGCCCGAGCUCAUAUGCAGGAGAUUGCUGAUCCCCAGAGUCUACGACACUUCUACGUUUGUGAUAUCGUCAAUAUACAUACUAGGAACUUUGUGCAGAAUGUUCUGUACUCCCCGCGCAAUGGUCUUACUUGGCCUCCGGUCUGUCGAGAUCCGCGGAUCUGGGAGUAUAACACGCCUGAGUACCAGGGUCUGCUUGGUACGCGUAUUGGGAAGUGUGCGGUUUAUCUGGUUCUAGAGAUUUUUCCUAGAGGUACGUAUUAUAUUGCUAGGAUUUUGACCUGGGAUCAGAGUGCUUCGCUUGAGAUUAGGUUUGACAUUGAACCUAUUCCUAUAUCUGUUUCCGUUGAUUGA